AUGAUUUUUCACAUUGUCUUUUCAGUCUUUCUUGCUACUGUCACAGCGACAGCUAGUAAUAGAUCAUUUAACGGCAGCAACAAUACACCAAGCUAUGCACCAUACUACGUUGACUGCCCCACAGACAUACAGCUUGUUCGCCAGCCUCCCCAAAUCUCCCAAGCCGAGUCCGAAUGGGUUCACGGCCGUAAAGCAAUCGUUGCCCAUUCUCUCAGUACCUAUCUAUCUCGGUUGAAUCUCACAGGUUUUGACCUGGCAGAAUAUGUGGAAAGAAUCCAGCGAGAUCCGGACUACAACGUGCCAGUGAUUGCAUGGGCCACCAGUGGUGGUGGCUGGCGCUCAGCAUACACCGGCAUUGGUGGCCUUCAAGCCAUCGAUGAGCGAACUCCAGGCUCCAAAGAAGCCAGGGUUGGCGGUCUAUUUCAAAGCUUGACUUAUAUGGCCGGGCUUUCUGGUGGGUCUUGGCCUACUGCCUCUACGGCAUUCAGUGAUUAUGCCCCAAUCCACGAACAUGUUAAGGAGUGGCAUGUAGAUGUCAAUCGGUUUGAUGCGUCCAACUUCACGGACUAUGCUGCUCCCGUCACUGCAUAUCUUGAUACGAUAGCCGAAAAAGCGGAGGCUGGGUUCAAUGUGUCUACUGCCGAUUUUCUCGGUCGCGGGUUUGCUUAUCAAUUUGUCCCCGGGGUCAAUCGGACAUGGUCGUCUAUUUCUGAACAAGAGGGGUUUAAGAAUUUCUCUGGACCGAUGCCAAUGCUCAUAUGCAGCAGCAUUAACAAGAGCUCAGAGGUCCUAGAUGGCCUUUAUGCUCCUUCGCAAUCUUCCCCAUGGUUUGAAUGGAAUCCUUUCGAAUUUGGCUCAUGGGACUUUGGUUUUGUGCCCACAGAGUACAUUGGCACGAUUCCCAAUGAGAAUAACACCGCUGAGAAAUGCGUGAAGAACCUCGACCAAGCUAGUUUCGUGAUGGGCUCUGCAGCGAGUGCAUGGAACUGGUGGUGGUUAGGAGCCAUUUCGAACGGGACCCUCGGGCAGUUUUCAAAACGUCAUGACCUUGAAAAGCGAGGUUCAGAUAGCUUUUUUACCGGGAUCUCAACGCUAUCCUCUCUGAACAAGUAUUUCAAGGAAGCUUUCGGUUACACGCUAGCACAGAUUAGCAAUCCCUCAAUCCCUAAUCCUUUCAACAGCAAGGAGAACAUCACUUUUGCCGACGGCUCCGAAGCAGGGCAGUCAGUGCCAUUCUGGCCUCUUAUUCAACCCGAGCGAAAGGUCGACUUCAUUAUGGCUUGGGACGACGACGUUGACUCUGCUCCAUACAACUGGAACAAUGGCACCAAUAUCUGGAACACUUACAAUCGUGCCCGGGAAAAUGGUCUUCCAUUCCCAGAAGUCCCGCCGGUAUCAGAGCUGUUGGCACGCAACUACACGUUGAAACCCAUUUUAUUCGGCUGCGACACAAACCUAACAACAACUCGCGAUGCUACAUCUCCUAUUGUCGCUUAUUUUGCUAACUCACCCUACAGCUGGUACAGUAACUACUCCUGGGAAACUGGGAAUAUGUCAUACACAGAGUUUGACGGCAUCCUGGAGAAUAGCUUCAACCUGCUUACUCGGGGAAAUGGAACUCUCAGCGACUCUUGGGCAGAUUGCCUCGGGUGUGCGGCCAUCGAUCGGAGCCUACAACGAAUGGAUGUUAAGAGACCUGCAGUUUGUGAGGAAUGCUUUCAGGAGCACUGCUGGGAUGGUAGCAUCACUGAAGAUACCUCGGACGACUUUGUGCUGGACCCUACUCUGGCUUUGGAUCCGAGUCUUAGGUAUGGCGAGUGGCGUGAGAUGCAUCCUGGACUUUAA
This is a messenger RNA of Penicillium odoratum, 1845 nucleotides long. RefSeq lists its product as uncharacterized. The coding region runs from base 1 to 1845 and encodes 614 amino acids. The record is from RefSeq and is a predicted model, not a curated record. Gene Ontology annotation, biological process: glycerophospholipid catabolic process. Gene Ontology annotation, cellular component: cytosol. Gene Ontology annotation, molecular function: A2-type glycerophospholipase activity. NCBI's taxonomy places the organism in Eukaryota, Fungi, Ascomycota, Eurotiomycetes, Eurotiales, Aspergillaceae. The transcript is spliced from 5 exons.